AUGGCCACCACCAGCCCUGACAUGGCUGGGACGAAAAAGCGAAAGCGCGCGGAGGCCGGAUAUUUGGAGGACGAUGACCCUGUGAAGCCGGAUUCCGCUCCGGGAAAUGGCUUUGGAGUCGCUCAGACAUUGUCUCGUCUCCAGAAUGCCGAUGCGCCUGCAGCAGGCGAACCUAGCAAGUCGACACAGGUCCAGGGCGACACAACGGACAACAGAGCGAAGAAGAAGAAACGGUUAGAUGGCGAGAAGAUUAAAUAUCCAGUUCUUACCUAUGUCGAAGGUAGGUUACAGUCGUCCAUUCGCAUUGCAGAUCUCCAAGGCCUGCUGCUCUAUUGCUUCGCAGAUGGGAUCGCUCCGCAGUGGAUAUCAGUGAAGCAUUCGGGCCAUGUUCGCAAAGUUGUUGUUUUGAUGGUCCCAGGUUUGGAAAUGGGCAUGUUCGAUGGCACAAUUCCGCUGGAGGAAAACCCGCUCAGUGAAGAACAGAAGGCUGGUCUUACGGGCCCCGAUAGUGACAAAGGCAGGGAAGACGAGCAAGAUGCCAAAGCGGCGGACUUUGAGAGAUGGAAGCAAGGACUUCCUCUCGAAGAUAGAUCACAUCGUUUCAACCCUCGCCCUCUUUCGCGCGAGACUCUCCCCAAUCCAUUGGAGCCACUGGCAGACAUAUUCCCUCACAUUUGGCCUGUUAAGGCCCCAGGAGACUCGAAAUAUAAUAAAGUCCAUUCUCCUCUUCAGGCAAUUCUACUCUCGGCGCUACCAAAGUCCAAGGAUAACGAAGGCCAAAAGGGUCCUAAACGAGCAAAGGUAGACAAGAGCUUUGUCGCCAAACGAACUCCGAUUACGACCUUCAUCACCUCCGUCGAUGACCUUCGCGAUAACGAGUACGUCUUACAUCCGGCCUUUUUCAACACCGAACAGGAGAAACUGGUACAUUCGGAGAACCGUAAACGAGCCGGUCAGUCUGCUGAAGAUGGUUGGGUUGACACUCUUGUCCCGAACCUGGACGCUGGCCAAGUGCCUGAAGCCGAGAUUCAACAAGGUAGCAUUACAGCAGCCCGCAACGUGUUGGCGCUCGACUGCGAGAUGUGCAUUACGGAAGGAGGUCAAUCGGAGCUUACCCGCAUCAGCUUGGUCGGCUGGGACGGCGAGAUGGUGCUGGAUGAACUGGUGAAGCCUCAGAAGCCGAUUAUCGACUACCUAACUCGUUUCUCCGGCAUCACCAAGGAAAAAUUGGAUCCGGUGACAACGACACUUGCUGAUAUCCAGCAAAAGCUCCUUACUAUUUUAACUCCGCGUACGGUGCUGAUCGGCCACUCCCUUAACUCUGAUUUUAACGCCCUCAAACUUACCCAUCCUUUCAUCAUUGAUACCACCGUUAUCUACCCGCAUCCGCGCGGACCGCCACUCAAGUGCAGCCUGAAAUGGCUUUGCCAAAAGUAUUUAGGGAAAGAGAUCCAAAAGGGGAUGACAGGUCACGAUUCCAUCGAGGACUCACGUGCUGUGCUGGAACUUGUGAAGCUGAAAUGUGAAAAGGGAGAGAGCUGGGGCACCAGCGAAGCUUCGAAUGAAAGCAUCUUCCGCCGUCUCGCUCGCUCCCAACGAUCAGGAAAAUCGACACCAACUGGUCAGGGUCGAACAGGGGCCGUUGUUGACUGGGGCAAUCCCGAGCGCGGAUUCGGAUCGCAGGCGACCGUCGCGAUUGGGUGCAGUGACGAUGAGGGCAUCGUCAAGGGCAUUUCCUCGGUUGUGAACGGCGACGAGAACAAUGCUUCUAUUCCGGGGGGCGGUGUAGACUUCACUUGGGCACGGAUGCGAGAACUCGAAGCCCUUCGAGGCUGGUGCAACCGUCUCCCGGAUCCAAACAAAGCCAACGAGUCAACCAGCUUGAAUCCUCCCCCUGAAGAAACCACGCCAACAUCCUCCGAGGCUACCCCAGGCACUGGCACCUCCCAGGAAGAUCUCUCAAAUACGGUGUCGCGCACCGUAUCUAACAUUUCCAGAAUCUACGAAUCCCUUCCACCCUGUACUCUGUUCGUGGUUUACUCGGGAACUGGUGACCCGCGAGAGGUUGGCCGCUUACAGGGAAUGCACAAGACAUACCGGGAAGAGUUCCAAUCACGCAAACCAUGGGAUGAGCUAACCGUAAAGUGGACGGACACAGAGGAACAAGCCUUGAAGAAGGCAUGCGAGAGGGCCCGGGAGGGCUGUGGAUUCAUGUGUGUGAAAUGA
Aspergillus wentii DTO 134E9 is the source of this 2226-nucleotide messenger RNA. Its product is annotated as RNA exonuclease. The transcript has a single exon. The coding region runs from base 1 to 2226 and encodes 741 amino acids. Gene Ontology annotation, cellular component: nucleus. NCBI's taxonomy places the organism in Eukaryota, Fungi, Ascomycota, Eurotiomycetes, Eurotiales, Aspergillaceae. Gene Ontology annotation, molecular function: nucleic acid binding; exonuclease activity. The record is from RefSeq and is a predicted model, not a curated record.